Messenger RNA from Halteromyces radiatus, 994 nucleotides. RefSeq lists its product as uncharacterized. The transcript is spliced from 2 exons. Lineage: Eukaryota; Fungi; Mucoromycota; Mucoromycetes; Mucorales; Cunninghamellaceae. The record is from RefSeq and is a predicted model, not a curated record. Bases 45 to 917 code for a protein of 290 amino acids.
UUUUUUUUUGGUUCCUCUAUAAUAACCUUAUACCCUAAUCAACCAUGGAAGACACAAAUAAACUCAUUCUUAAAACGCUUUUACAAUUAUCCAACGAAAUAAGAAGUUUAUCUGCCUCGACCAAAAGAAUGAAUGAAAAACUGACAGCUAUAGAAACCAAACUAUCAUUUUACGAACGUGUCAGACAUUCACCUUCUCCUGCUAUUAAUACUUCAGAUGAAACAAUAAUAUCAACAGAGCCUAUGACACGUAUAUUACCACCACAUAAAAAGGAAAGUGUAACUCGAAAACUCAAGAUGCUUAUCAGUACAUCAUGGAACAAGAAUAAGAAUGGGAUUGAACGGACUGAAGAGGAACAAGCACGCGCUUAUGAAGCACUUUUGGAUUUGGCAAAGGAUACUCUAGAACAAGUGGAUGACACUAUGUUUUUACCAGGUCGAAACAAGACAUUUUCCAAUUUAGAACACACAUAUCAAGAAAUAUUAGUAGAUCAUUUUGAAAAGGCAGCUUCAGGUAUUGGUUUACACUUGAAGGAUUGUGCAAAACACUGGGCAGCAAGAAGACUUUUGACACGGGAAAUGAUCAACUCUAGUCGACAGAGCAUCAAACGCAAAAAGAAUGACAACAAUGAUGAAAAGAAAGAAGACAACGAUGCUGACAAUCACAAUAUCACCAGUGACAAUAGUGACAUCAAGGAGAAUAUCACUGACGAUAGCGAUAACAAUGACAUGAAUGAUUGUGAUAAUCACGAUGAUAUAGAUCACCAAGUUGAAUUUGUAGAUAAUUCUUCCUCACCUGCAGAACAAAUCUCGUCACCUGAUGGCAUGAUCAUUGGUUCUCCUCAUUCAGCACCCAGUCCCUCUCCAGCAAAACGACAACGGCAAUUGAAGGAGGAAGAUGAUACCAUUAUUACUUAGUCAUUAGAAUAGCCAUUACAUUAGUUUAGUUUAGAACUUAAAAGAUAAAAUAAAAUAAAAAAUAUCGUCUCACUUGA